Chara braunii is the source of this 1719-nucleotide messenger RNA. The record is from the annotation of a GenBank genome assembly. NCBI's taxonomy places the organism in Eukaryota, Viridiplantae, Streptophyta, Charophyceae, Charales, Characeae.
ACAAUUUACUACGGGAGGCAUGACAGUCCCACUACCUUUAUUUUCCCCAAAAGCAUUUGGUGUUCUGGUGUCACUCCUAUGCGGGCGGGCGAAGAAUUUUCCAAUUAGAGUUUUUGAUCAGGAAUACACAAGGAUUUGAGUUUUGACUGGGAAUCCACAAGGAUCGGAUAUGAAAAGCAUCAGGUGUCGGCGAGGAGCGGGGGAUGCCAGACCCAUCUUUCACACUCUUUAUAUACAGGCAUUCCUGUAUCUUUAAGUCCGCGGGCAAAAUGUGGUGAAGUGUUGUGCCUGAAGUGAUCACACAAAUCUUAACUGAAGCCAAUGAAAAGUAAAGGAAGUUCUCGGAGACGUGGGCCGAGCUCCGAAUCGGAUUGAAGAAGUGUGAUCUGCAGAGGGAUAGGCGUUUCAGCGGGUGGGUCAAAUUGCCGUACAUCCUGAGGCCGAAGCUGGAAGUGGGCAUGCUGAGAGAUGCCCAGCGCGUGGACGAAGCCGAGAGGAUUGGCAUAUCAUUGGACACAACGAACGUUGAAGUGUCGAAGAAAUUGAACAAGAACAAGAAGCUCGUGAAAAGGGGUCGAAGAAAUAUGACGCGUUCCUUGCCUCCGAAGCCGUCAUCGCACAGAUUAUCUCUGUUGUUGGGAGUCUUGGGACCCAAUGUGAACAAGGCGGGCACGUUUCCCUCUCCGGUUACCCAUUAUGGACUCCUUGAGAACAGGGUGAAUGAAGUGACGGCAUCUGCGAAAUUCGAGCUGAAAGGGGUGCUGUGUAUGGGAGUAGCCGCAGGGAAUCUUGCCGUGGACGAGAAAGAGAUCUUCCAGAAUGGACAGCUAGACGUCAACGUCCUUGUCUCGCUGUUGAAGAAGAAUUAGCAGAACGUCAGGACUCUUUUAUGUGAAGUCACCAGCAUGAGUUGUCAUGCAGGGCCAGUCCGCAUCUUCUAAUUCUUCUGAGAAGCAGGUGGUUUUGUUGUGCAAGGGUAGGCCUCAUCUACUAACGCUUCUGAGGAGGAGGUGGUUUUGAUCGCACAGGCGAAAACCUGUUCCGAUUGGCCUGGCCUGCCUUGGCGGACCUUUGCUGUUUCUUCGCUCUUUUGAAGUUUGGCUGUUGACGGUGUUAGGCUAGCAAGAUUUAAAGUGUGCGGCACGUAAGGGGAGUAAUGGGGGAUGAGACAUAAUGAACAGGGAUGGCGAUGGCUGAGGGCAGAGUAGGUGUGACGGUCUGUGAGGUUGAUGGGCGUAUAGCUGUCUCUAUAUUUGCUCUGCACGGGAUAGUGACGGUCAGGGGUGACGUCAGUGUCGCCGCUGGGUGCUUGCCUCUAUGUGCUGGACUUAAUUUACGCAUCUGUAAAGGAUAUAUAUAUUGAUUAGAGGCUCGGCACGAUGAGAGAUUGUACGUGGAAAAAAAAAGGAAAGGAAAAGAAAAGAGGGGCACCAGAUUGCAGAGAGGUGUGUGCUCUCUAUUUGGAACAAGCAGCAGUUCAGUACAAUGCGUGAUUUCCUGAAAAAUGUGAUGUAUAUUUCUUCUGUGACUGAGCAGCAGGGGAACACAGUGCUACAAUCGCUGCGUUUGCAAGAACAGGGGAAGAGUCAUGGAGAGAGGAGCAGUUGGUAGAGAGUGGGAGGACUGGAAAAUAGAAGGGCACCUGGUGGGGUCAGGAAGAGAGACGGGACGCUUGGUUGGGUUGUAUUACGACAUGCAACCAUGAAACAACAACGACGA